Molecule: messenger RNA, 960 nt
Organism: Coccomyxa subellipsoidea C-169
Lineage: Eukaryota; Viridiplantae; Chlorophyta; Trebouxiophyceae; Coccomyxaceae
Product: histone H3 K4-specific methyltransferase SET7/9 N-terminal domain-containing protein
Exons: 7
Coding region: 1-960 (319 amino acids)
Cellular component (GO): cytosol
Source: RefSeq, a predicted model, not a curated record
AUGGCAACCUACAGUGGGCUCAGCUGUCUCCGCAAACCCGCCGUCAGGGACUCGGUCGAUCUCGAGAAGGUGCUGACGGUGAUAGUGGCUUUGGAACCAUGCAGGCACACCGGCAAGGAGUCUGUGAGCAUCAUCACCUGGCUGAAGCGCCUCUUCACAAGGAAGUCAGAGUCAGGCAAGCAAGCGCCUGUAAAGUGCGUGAAAUGGGAGGAUGGCUCAAAUUACUACGGCACACUGCUCAACGGCAGGAUGCACGGCCAGGGGCGCUUCACCGAGCCUGACGGCUACUGCUAUGAGGGCAGCUGGCUGUGUGGUAAGAAGCACGGCAAGGGAGAUGAGCGAUCAGCCGAUGGCUCUGCGUACGUGGGGGACUUCGUGAAUGGCAAAUAUCAUGGGCAAGGCUGGUACACCACGGCAAACGGCUACAGCCACAGAGGGGCAUAUGAGAAUGGCAGGCAAAACGGCCCAGGAGCGGAGACUUUCCCCAAUGGCGAGUCAUACACUGGAAACUACAAGAAUGGCACCCGCCAUGGCAAGGGGGAGUAUCACUUCUCCCCAUCAGGGAAGAUUUUGGACAUCGAGGACGGCAAGCUGUUCUGCAUGAGCUUGGAGGUGCUCAGCAAAGAGAAGGGCAAAAAGCAAGCCAAGUCUAGCCGUGGCACGCUUGUCGGGCAGUGGAAGGAGGAUCUGCCACACGGGCGCUGCCGCUUCGACAGGUAUUGCGGACACGUCUACGACGGCGAUUGGCAAGCCGGCAAACCGCAUGGCACAGGCAAGGUGAUUUGGAAGAGCGGCGCGACAUACACAGGGCAGGUGAAGGAUACUCAGCUGCACGGGCAGGGCACAAUGACAUACGCCAACGGAGAUGUGUACCGCGGUGGUUGGGUCAAGGGGAAAAGGUCUGGCCAAGGGGAAUUGCGCGCUGCACCCGGCUCGGGCUUCCACUCGCAUGCACCCUAA